GAUUUAUCAUUGAUCAGCGUCACUCUUUAUUCUAGGGAAUAGGAAUGCAUAGUUAAAGGGACUGGUGCACAGCACUAACACAUAUUUAUCGUCAUUCUUUAAAUUUAAAUCCUGAUCAGGAUGGAAAUUGUGAAAUUGUUUUGAGAUCUCGUAUAGUAGUGUAUUACAAAAUAUAUAAUUAUAAAAAGUGCAUGUACACAAAUACAAUUUAUUUUCAAAACAACUAAAAAAUAGAAAAAGAAAAUGGAGACAGAAGAAAAUAACAUGCCGCUAAGUUUACCGGAUACACAAAAUGCUGAUUCUGAAUGUUUUACACAGUCCCAGGAUACUCUAACCACUGAUAGCUCACACCCGCGAGUUUGGGGUAGACUUUGUCCACACGACAGUAAUUUGCAAACAGUGGAAUUAACAAAAGAUGAAUAUACAUUUGGUCGUCUUCAAAGCUGUGAUAUAUCUGUAAAGGGUAAAAUGCCAGUCAGAAAAGAACAAGUUAUAAGUAAAACUCACUUUCGAAUAUAUCGAGAAAAAUCUGUUACUACAAAUGGUUUAGAAGAUGAUGUUGUAUAUCUAAGAGAUGAAAGUCAAAAUGGAACAUUUAUCAAUAAUAUUCUUAUAGGAAAAGGCAAUAGUAUAAUAUUAGUGAAUAAUGAUUUGAUUGCUGUUGCAAAGAAUCAUUUUAAUGUGUUUGUGUACAUGAGUACAAGUGGAUAUGAUGAUUCGUUUUUACCAGAACAAUUGAGAAGUAAAUAUGCUGUUUCAAGAACAAUAGGUGCAGGUGCUUGUGGAGAAGUUAAAUUAUGUUUUUCAAAAAGUGGUUUGGCUGGCAAAAAGUAUGCUAUGAAAAUGAUAUCAAAAUCUAGAAUAAGUGUAACAGGACAUAAAAAUCCUCUUAAUGAUGAAAAACACAUUAUGAAUGAGGUGAAAAUAUGUAAAGAUUUAAAACAUCCUUGUAUCAUAAAAGUAGAAGAAUUUUUUGAGAGUCCCAAAAUGGUUUAUAUAAUAUUAGAACUAAUGGAAGGUGGUGAAUUAUUUGAAAGAAUUAAAAAACAUAAUGGCUUAUCUGAGAAAACUACUAAAUUCAUGUUUUACCAAGUAGUGUUAGCUGUAAAUUAUCUUCAUGAAAAUGGAAUUACACAUAGAGAUUUAAAGCCAGAAAAUAUUUUGUUAGCUAGUGACGAAGAUGAAACUAUUGUAAAAGUUUCUGAUUUUGGUUUAUCAAAAUUAGUCGAUUCACAAAAUAUGAUGAAAACUUUUUGUGGAACUCCGAUGUAUGUUGCACCUGAAAUUUUAUUAACUGGUGGUAGAGGAUCAUAUACUAGUCAGGUUGAUGUUUGGAGUCUGGGAGUUAUUUUAUAUUGCUGUUUGAGUGGUUUAACACCAUUUAAGAUUCAUGAUAAAACUAUUACAUUAUAUGAUCAAAUAAUAAAAGGAUUGUAUAGCUUCAAUGUCUCAAAAUUUUUUGAUAUUUCAUUCAAUGCAAAAGAUCUAAUAAAAAAAAUGAUGACUGUGGAUCCAUUAAAACGAAUUACGAUUAAAAAAGUUCUUGGACAUCCAUGGUUUAAUGAUAGAGAAAUGCUUAAUAAAGUAAAUAAUUUAUUAGAUUUUAGAGAUAAUGAAAAUAUUUUACCAAGAAGACUAAUGAAUGAUAAUAUUCCAACCAAUUCUACCAAAUACAAACGUGCACGACUGGAGUAAUAAAUUUUUAACUUUGUGACAUAUAUAGAUUCACAUAAAUUUGAA
Ceratosolen solmsi marchali is the source of this 1740-nucleotide messenger RNA. Its product is annotated as ovarian-specific serine/threonine-protein kinase loki. The coding region runs from base 244 to 1695 and encodes 483 amino acids. NCBI's taxonomy places the organism in Eukaryota, Metazoa, Arthropoda, Insecta, Hymenoptera, Agaonidae. The record is from RefSeq and is a predicted model, not a curated record. The transcript has 6 exons. Gene Ontology annotation, molecular function: protein binding; protein kinase activity; ATP binding. Gene Ontology annotation, biological process: protein phosphorylation.